Molecule: messenger RNA, 1343 nt
Organism: Rhinopithecus roxellana (golden snub-nosed monkey)
Lineage: Eukaryota; Metazoa; Chordata; Mammalia; Primates; Cercopithecidae
Gene: C2CD4A
Product: C2 calcium dependent domain containing 4A
Exons: 2
Coding region: 142-1251 (369 amino acids)
Source: RefSeq, a predicted model, not a curated record
ACUGGUGCUGAACCCUGCCGCGCGCGCUUUGAAUUUCCCAACGGCUAAGCGCGUCUCCUGGUCGGUGUCCCAGGCAGAAAGGUGCAGAGACCCAUCUGACGCAGGACUUCAGGCAGACAAGCUCCAGCAGAGUGUGGCCAGAUGUGGUGCCUGGAGCGACUCCGCUUCGGUCCUGAGUGCCUUCGGCGGAGCGGAGACUGGCUUCUCCCGCCUCGGGCGCGCAGAGCCAAGUCUCGUACCACCGCCGCGUGCUCAAACGUGCUCACUCCGGACCGCAUCCCCGAGUUCUGCAUCCCACCGCGGCUCUUGCCCCGCCUGACCUUGGCUGCAUUCCGGAAUUCUUGGGUCGAAGAAGCAGAGAUGGACGAGGGCGCCGGCCGCACGGACUGGGACCCGCGCUCGCAGGCCGCGUUGUCGCUGCCGCACCUGCCCCGCGUACGCACCGCCUAUGGCUUCUGCGUGCUACUCGAGAGCCCGCACACGCGCCGCAAGGAGUCGCUCCUGCUUGGGGACGCGCCCGCGCCCCGACCCCGGGCCCACACCUACGGCGUCGGCGGCGGCCCGGACGCCCUUCUGGGGACCCUGAGCUUCCCGCGGGCUCAGGGCCCGGCCACCCCCGCGGCCCCCGGCGGUCCCCGCCCUCCCCAAGACGCGCUCGCCCCGCGGCCCCGCGGCUGCCGCCUCUUGCGUGUCCCCGACGGGCUGCUGAGCCGCGCGCUGCGGGCCAGGAGGAGUCGCCGCCUGGCCCGCGCCCGCUCCGUCUCCAGCGGGAACGAGGACGAGGAGCGCCGCGCGGGCUCCCAGUCCCCGGCCCGGGCCCCCUCCGCGAGCCCGCCGUUGUCUCGGGUCCCGUUUCCCGAGCGCCUGGAGGCCGAGGGCACCGUGGCUCUGGGACGCGCCGGCGACGCCCUGCGCCUGGUCGCCGAGUACUGUCCGGGAACCGGGCGCCUCCGUCUCCGGCUGCUCCGCGCCGAGGGCCUGGCGGGAGGCGUCCCCGGGCCCCGCGCCAUCCGCUGCCGCCUCAGCCUCGUCCUGCGGCCGCCGGGCACCGCGCGUCGGCAAUGCAGCACUGUGGUGGGGCGCAGCCGCAAGGCCUCUUUUGACCAGGACUUCUGCUUCGACGGCCUCUCGGAGGACGAGGUGCGCCGCCUGGCUGUUCGCGUCAAGGCCUGGGAAGAAGGCGGCGGCCGGGAGCGGGGCCGCCUGCUGGGCCAGGGUGAGCUGUCCCUGGGCGCCCUCCUGCUGAUCUGAGGGCUCAGCCCUCCCGGGGGCGCUCUGCCAGGGGACUCCGGACACUGACAGCCGCGUGGUACAAAAUAAACGUGUAUUUGUUGUUCUCAUCA